AUGGAUGCCGAUGACCUCAACAAUGGCACCUCCACCAAUAUAACGCCAGAAAAAGGGGGCUCAGAUACCCUCCGACCAGUCCCUCCCAUCUAUUUAGACCAGAAAGACUCCUCUACCCUCGAUGCAUCGCUUAAACAGCAAAGCCCAACAAAGCCCAACAAGCCCGAUGCCGCCUCUGCCUCGGAAUCCCGCUCGGCUCCUCUAAUCGGCAACUCGACCCGAUCAUCCAGUCGGGCCGCUCGAAGAUUCAGUGGGAGUACUGCUUGGAGGAUUGGAGUCUGUGCCUUGGAUGUGAAAGCUCGGAGCAAGCCCAGUCAGAAUAUAUUGACUCGACUCCAAUCCAAAGGUGAAUUCGAAGUCAUUGUAUUCGGUGACAAAGUCAUCCUUGACGAAGCCGUCGAAAACUGGCCGGUCUGUGAUUUCUUGAUCGCUUUCUUCUCCGACGGGUUCCCCCUCGAUAAGGCGAUCGCAUACGCCAAGCUCCGCAAGCCAUUCUGCGUCAAUGAUUUACCCAUGCAGCAGGUCUUGUGGGAUCGCCGAUUAUGUCUCAUGAUCUUGGAUCAGAUGGGAGUACCCACUCCUAAGAGGCUCGAGGUAAACCGUGAUGGUGGUCCUGUUCUCGAAUCGGCGGAACUCGCACAGCACAUCUACAAAUUAACGGGAGUGAAGCUGGACGGACCGGAAGAUGGAACAGGAGGUGGUGCCCCCAGAACACAGAAAGUGUCCAUGUCCGAGGAUGGGGAGGCAUUGGUGGUUGAUGGCAAAGUCUUCCGCAAACCUUUUGUGGAAAAGCCAGUGAAUGGUGAAGAUCACAACAUUCACAUCUACUUCCCUAAUGACCAGCAAUAUGGGGGAGGUGGACGUAGGCUUUUCCGCAAGGUUGGAAAUAAGAGCUCAGAGUAUGACCCCGAGCUUUCUGUUCCGAGAUCAGUCACCGAGACGGAGACAAGUUACCUUUACGAGCAAUUCCUGCGUGUCGACAAUGCCGAAGAUGUCAAGGCCUACACCGUUGGCCCUGAUUUUUGCCACGCCGAAACACGCAAGUCGCCGGUUGUGGAUGGGUUGGUCCGACGCAACACCCACGGCAAAGAAAUCCGUUAUAUCACUCAAUUGACCAAGGAUGAAGCAGCGAUUGCUUCCAAGAUAUCGAACGGAUUUGGCCAACGAAUCUGCGGCUUUGAUAUGCUUCGUGUGGAAGACAGAAGCUAUGUCAUCGACGUGAAUGGCUGGAGUUUUGUGAAGGAUAACAACGACUAUUAUGAUAAGUGCGCCAAAAUUCUCCGCGAUACUUUCAUGGUUGAUCGAAUGAAGAGGUUUGGAUCAAUGGAAUCGUCGGAGCCUCCAUCACCGGAUAUGGGUCACUCUAGGAAAAGCACCGCGGGCUCUCACCGACAAGCAUUGAAGACCCUGCUGAAGUCCCCGAGUACAUCCAGACUUGCCAGGUCGCAGGAAGCAACCCCAUCAGAUACGUCGACUGCCACACCUUCGCUCGCAUCGUCGUCUGGCCUGGAGGCCGUUGACCCAGUUCCCAACCUUGGCAGCCUGCCCCCUCGAGACAGCCACUCCGAAACUCGCGGUUACAGCCCUUCCAACACAAAGUCUCCUGCGAUAUCGGUUCACCAAACAAAUGAGGAAGCCCUUGCGCCACCACCUGCCUCCAAACACUCGUGGAAACUCAAGGGAAUGGUGGCGGUGGUUCGACAUGCCGACCGUACCCCGAAGCAAAAGUUCAAGUUCACUUUCCAUAGUCAGCCAUUUGUGGAUCUACUCAAGGGACAUCAGGAAGAGGUGGUGAUUAAGGGUGCUGCCGCGUUGUCUAGUGUCUCGGAUGCCGUCAGGACCGCCUUGGAACAAGGACUAGAGGACAUCGAGAAGCUGAAACUGCUUCGUACCUCUUUAGAUAAGAAGGGUGGUUGGCCUGGAACAAAAGUCCAGAUCAAGCCUAUGUUCCGGAAGCGCAGACCAGAAGAAAUGCGUGAACAAGACUCCUCAGCUAGCACGCCCAAAGCGACAGCACCGCCACCGGUCGAAAUGGAAACCGAAGAGCCCCUCUCGCCUAUUCCUGGAGAAUCACCAGAAGCCGAGGCACUGCGGAAGUCACAGACACGCAGUGAUUCUAUUUCAGGCCCCACAUUUUCCCGCUUCUCUGCAGUAGAGAACGAUCUCAUCCUGGACAAACUCCAGCUUGUUAUCAAGUGGGGAGGAGAGCCAACGCAUGCUGCACGUUACCAGUCGCAGGACCUUGGUCUGAACAUGCGAGAUGAUCUCAAGCUGAUGAACAAGGAAGCUCUCAACAAUGUCCGCCUCUUCACAAGCUCGGAAAGGAGAGUGAGCACGAGCGCACAAAUCUGGGCCUGUUCAUUCCUCGACCAGAAGGAGCUACCAGAAGACUUCAUACAGGUCCGAAAGGAUCUGCUUGAUGAUUCAAAUGCCGCCAAGGAUGUCAUGGACAAGGUUAAGAAGAAGCUUAAGCUUCUCUUGAGAGAAGGAUCUGCACCUUCACAAUUUGCAUGGCCCAAAGACAGCAAUAUUCCCGAGCCAUCUGUUGUGCUGGCUACGGUUGUCGAGUUGAUGAACUUCCACCGAAGCGUCAUGCGUCACAAUUUCAGCAGACUUGAGUCCGACGCAGCCAAAUCUCCUACCUCGUCGGUUAACAACGCCGACGAACCGAGCCAAAAGGAUUUGAGCGCCGAAAACCCUGAGAUUUCCAAUAUCCAGGGACGUUGGUGUGCAGGAGAGGACCCGAGACUUUUCAAAGAGCGAUGGGAGAAACUGUUUGCCGAAUUCUGCGACACGGAGAAGGUUGACCCAAGCAAGCUAUCUGAACUCUACGAUAGCAUGAAAUUCGAUGCUCUUCACAAUCGACAGUUCCUGGAAUGGGUAUUCAUGCCACCUGACAAUGACCGUGACGAUGAUGACCGGUGCAGUGUCAAAGGCAAAGGCUCGUCCAAAUCCGACUCGGCUUCUGAUGGGAAUGGGAAUGGGAAGGCCGGUUCUGAUUCCAGCGAGAAGGAGAAGGAGAAGGAGGCAAGUGACGAAUCGCGCUCCGAGAAUCACACAUUUGCCCAUCGACUUGGAUUGAAGAAGCGACUUCAUGUACCAGAGUCACUGCCACACCUUCGCGCACUUGAUGAUUCCUACGACCAUUACUUCAAGCUUUUCCCUGGCUCAAGCUCAACCAAAUGCAAGAUGGACGAACGUCUCUCCAAGCUCCGGGAAUUAUACAAGUUAGCCAAGGUGUUAUUUGACUACGUGACACCGCAAGAAUAUGGCAUCACCGACAGCGAGAAACUCGAAAUUGGCCUCCUCACAUCUCUCCCACUCUUGCAAGAGAUCGUUCGCGAUCUGGAAGAAGUCCAAGCAUCUCCCGACGCAAAGUCUUUCUUCUACUUCACUAAGGAGUCUCAUAUCUACACGCUUAUGAACUGUAUCCUGGAAGGUGGUAUUCAGACGAAGAUUGCCCGCAGUGCCAUUCCCGAACUCGACUACCUUUCCCAGAUCUGCUUUGAGCUUUACGAGGCGCGCGAUAGCGAAUCGGAUCUUAACUCUUACUCCAUUCGCAUUUCUGUCAGCCCUGGCUGCCACGCUUUUGAUCCGCUUGAUGUGCAAUUGGACUCUAGGCAUGCCAUUGGCUGUGCCCCGCGACGCAGUUUGACUGCGCAUCAAGACUGGAAAGAGGUGAUCGAGACACUUAAGGCGAAGUUUGACACAGUCAAACUUCCCAAGUCGUUUAUUGCCGUGAAUCUCAGCGACAAGCAUAUUGCUCCACAGGGCGAGGAAGAAGAAGGCAGCCCAUGA
Molecule: messenger RNA, 3798 nt
Organism: Penicillium waksmanii
Lineage: Eukaryota; Fungi; Ascomycota; Eurotiomycetes; Eurotiales; Aspergillaceae
Product: inositol polyphosphate kinase VIP1
Exons: 4
Coding region: 1-3798 (1265 amino acids)
Biological process (GO): inositol phosphate biosynthetic process; inositol metabolic process
Cellular component (GO): cytosol
Molecular function (GO): diphosphoinositol pentakisphosphate kinase activity; inositol hexakisphosphate kinase activity; 5-diphosphoinositol pentakisphosphate 1-kinase activity
Source: RefSeq, a predicted model, not a curated record